CAUUAGUCUGUCUGGAUGUCUGACUCAGCCACGCAGGUUGAUUGGGAAUAUUAUUUUUAAGCGUAUAUUUUAACUAAUCAGGCUGUAAAAUAUCCAUUCGUUCUUCUUGCGUUGGACUACGUGCAUCUUGUAUUUCGGGCGGUUUUGCGAAGUGCGAAAGGAGGUUCUUUAUCAAGAAGAAGACCCUUGCUCUGUCAUUUGAAGAAUAGACUGGCACUGCCCAUGUUAUUCUGUUUCUUACCACAUCUGCAAAAUAACAUAGAGGGUACUUCAAUCAAUGUUUCAUUUCUAUCUGUGGACAAGUUCCAACGCUGCAGAUCUUCCCAACGUCCCGGUUCCAGGUCACUGUGUCCCCAAAUUUUUGCUUUUACUCUCCUGCACCAUUGCCUCACUGUUCUUCCCUUGCUUUAUGGAGCUGUCUGUUUUGGCAUUCUCUGACCUUGUUCUGUGUCUUGGCACAGACUUUUAGAAUGAAUUUCAAACCCAUGGUCUGAUUAGUUGAAUUUGUACUUUUAUUUGUGGACCAAAUCUUAAACUGCACAAUAACAGCCUCUGCCUGACACAUGGUGAUGUUGGAGUUUUAACCCUUACAGCAAACUCAGCCAAAUGUCAAUGAGCUCUCAGGAUUUAACCCAAAGGCUUUCCAGCUGAGUUAGCACUCAAGAUUUAAACCAAGGACUGACUGACAACUUCCAGGUGUAGUUUAAGCAUUAAAGCUCAUGUAAAACACAAAUCAUGAGCUCUGACAGUUUCCAGUACCAUGCACUGUUUGAGUACAAACAGGAGCGGGGUGAUGAUAUCUCCCUGCAGCCUGGGGAUCUCCUAACAGUCAGCAAAAUCAAUUUACUGACACCUGAUUACCAAGAGGGCGAUGAGAAGUGCCCAAAGGGCUGGCUGCAUGGCACCAAUGAAUGCACUAAGGAAAAGGGCAACUUCCCUGGCACCUUUGUGGAAUAUGUUGGGGUCGUGAGAGUGGGCCUUCCCUCAGGGAAGCCCUGGCCCAGACCUGUACCCCCAAUGCUUGUAGGGCCCCAGCCCCCGGCAGCCUCUACAUCAGAAGGCUCCUGUGGAAAAGGAGAUGUUGUGGAGCAGUGUGCUCUACCUGACCAGGCCCCAGCAGUGGUGCUUAGGCUGACAGAGGCACUGGAGAGACAGUGCUGGGAGAAUGAGCCUCUGUACCGGACUGCCCAGGCCUCUACUGGACCUCCAGAAUUAUAUGAGGCUUUAGAAACAGACCCAGCAGCAGUGGACUUUGAUCAAUAUGAAUUGUCCAUUUUGGCUGAUAUUCUUAGGGGUUACUUGCAGGACUUGCCCUGCCCGCUCAUCCCAGCUAUAGUGUACAGUGAGCUGGUCUACACUGCUCAGGAAACCCAAAACAUGGAGGAGUGUGGACAGCAGCUGAAAAGAAUCCUUGACUCCCCCAGUGUCCCUCAGGCUAACCACCAGCUCCUGGUUCAUCUGACCCAACACCUAAGCAAGGUGGCCCAGAGUGAGGGAGCCGUUCAGGCAAGCCCCAGGCUUCUGGCUCUGGCCUACAGCGAGGCCAUCUUCAAAAACAACCACUUUAGUGCGGAUGUGAACCCAGAACACCAUGUAAAGAUCCUUGAGGCUCUUAUCAUGGUUGGAGGCCUAGUGGAGAUACAGGCUGCCCCAGCUCUUCCUCCCAAGCCAGCAAAACCCAUGACACCAGUAAACAGUAAUGCCGUGAAAGAAGCCGCCAGCGGCUCAUUGCAAGAAGCAGAAUGGUACUGGGGAGACAUAUCUAGGGAAGAGGUGAACGACAAACUGAGGGACAUGCCUGAUGGUACUUUCCUGGUACGGGAUGCCUCGACUAAGAUGCAAGGAGAUUACACACUAACACUAAGGAAAGGCGGAAAUAAUAAGCUAAUAAAGAUCUACCACCGGGAUGGGAAGUACGGUUUCUCAGACCCGCUCACGUUCAACUCGGUGGUGGAACUCAUCAGUCACUAUAGGCACGAGUCUCUAGCCCAGUACAACACCAAACUGGAUGUUAAGCUCAUGUACCCUGUCUCCCGAUAUCAGCAGGAUCAGCUGGUGAAAGAGGACAACAUUGAUGCAGUGGGGAGGAAACUACAGGAAUAUCACAAUCAAUAUCAGGAUAAGAGUAAAGAAUAUGACAGACUCUAUGAGGAGCACACGAAAACCUCACAGGAGAUUCAGAUGAAACGUACUGCAAUAGAGGCCUUCAAUGAGACCAUACAAAUUUUUGAAGAGCAGUGUCACACGCAGGAACGCUACAGUAAGGAGUACAUCGAGCGAUUCCACAGAGAGGGCAGUGACAAAGAGAUUGAGAGGAUUAUGAUGAACUACGAGAAGCUCAAAUCCCGUUUAGGGGAGAUUCACGACAGCAAGACCCGACUUGAACAAGACUUGAAAACGCAGGCUCUGGACAACAGGGAGACAGACAAAAAGAUGAACAGCUUAAAGCCAGACCUCAUCCAGCUUAGAAAGAUCCGAGAUCAGUAUCUUGUUUGGCUGAAUCAUAAAGGCGUUCGACAGAAACGGAUAAAUGAUUGGCUGGGGAUCAAAAAUGAGAACCCCGAUGAUGCCUACUUUGUCAGUGAGGAGGACGAGAAUCUGCCACACUAUGACGAGAAGAGCUGGUUCGUGGGGGACCUGAAUCGAACGCAGGCAGAGGACUUGCUCUACGGCAAACCUGAUGGAGCUUUCCUCAUCCGAGAGAGUAGCAAGAAGGGUUGUUAUGCCUGCUCUGUUGUUGUGGAUGGCGAGGUGAAGCACUGCGUCAUCUACAGCACUCCUCGCGGCUACGGUUUCGCCGAACCCUAUAACCUGUACAGCACUCUGAAAGACCUGGUCUUGCACUACCACCAGACCUCACUGGUCCAGCACAAUGACUUGCUCAACGUGCGGCUGGCAUACCCAGUGUAUGCACAGAUGCCCUCAGGCCCCCGCAGAUGAAGACUGCCCCCCCCAAAUUAACCUGUCUAUACUCUGGGGAGGGGGGGGAAGGGUUUCCGAACGUACUGAAAAAAAAACAUACCAACAAAAAAACACUUGCUGCAACACACACGUCAGCCACCUUGGAGUUAUAUAUUUUUACAAGAACAAUUUGGAGGGCAUUCUUUCUAAAGACUGCUUGAUUUGCACAAGGAAGUUUUAAAUGUUUGUGAAUGUGAAAAAAAGCAGAUAGAAGCAGAGGAGGUGAGUUUCAGGUGACCUGCGCUGCUACCUAAACUCUAGCUGGGACUUUUUACUUGCUUCGUUUUAUCUUUUAGCUCAUAUCUUUCCAUUGUUCAUUCAGUUUUUUUUUUUUUUUUUCUUUCUUUGUAUUAUCUUUGCAUUGUUCUUUUCUAAAUGUAAGGCAGGGAAAAUAUUUUGAUUGUUUUCUCUGUCUCUUUCUCUCUGUGUUCAAAAAAGGCAAAAACUAUGUAGCAAACAGACGACUGACACUUUCCAGAGUGUUCUCACAUUGACUGCUGCUGAACAAGGGAUUGUGGGAUGGUUUGGGAGGGCACAAGUGAAAAUGUGUUGUAGUCUUUUAGAAAAUUGUUUUUACACUAACCUUAGAGAGGUGUUUUUUUUUUUUUUUUUGGAUCAAUUUUUUGUGUCCUUUCUAAGCAGUUAAGAUUGUUACAGUUCAGUACAGAGACCAAAGUUGGCAUGGAGAGGACAUCCUGUUGUUUUUUGUUUAGUUUUUUUAAUUGGCUCAUAUUUAAGAGGAAAGAUAAUGCUCAAUAAACCUUGUUUGCAAACUACACAUAAAAUUAGAUCUGUGUCCUGUGAACUUAAGCUGAAAUUUUUUUAUUAUUAUUAUUUUUAGAACCAAAAUCGCAUGCACAGACAGUUGACGUGAAGCACUUAUAUAGAAAUGACAAGUGACCGCUGCACGUUUGUACACCAAAUUUGAAAGAACAAUAUUUCAUGUGUGGUUUUUAACUAAUUAGGCAUAUGUAUGCUUCAUGUCUGUUCCAGAAAAAUCGUAUUUGUAUAAUUGUAAGGCAGACAUGCAGAAUAUAUCUCGAUUUGUUAAGUAAACAGGAGCAGUGCUUCUCGUUAAAACAGAUGUGCUUUAGUAUGUAACUUAAAGACCAUGCAAUCCAGCUUUUGUUGGUAGAUAAGUCGGUGGCAUCAAAAAGUGAUAAACACUUGAACAUUUUGAAAUAUUUUGAAUUUCCUUGGAAUAAUUUUUUUUUUGGGUGAAAAUCCUCUUUAUUGCAUAGUGCUUCUGUUUUUAGCAGGUUGACUCAUUCUGUAUCAGAAAAAAUACACUUAUUGUUUGGCUGCCUGUUGGUUUUAAUGUUGCACAAUAAAGUCUUUAUGAAAUAAUAUUCACAACUAUAGGUAUAUGCACAAUAUCAGUGUCAGUACACCAUUUAUAUCACUUCCUGUUUCUUGUUGGGCUUCUGGCACCAGUUGUUGUACUUCUAAUUUUUAUUAAAUUUUUUAUCUUUUUCAAAAUUUGGUCCCAUGUUGAAAGGCGCCUUUAACAAAAGAGAAACAAAAGAUUUUUACAGAUCAGCCAUUGUGGUUUUCCGUCUCCCACUACUGCAACUUUCCGUCAACAAUGGUCCCACACUUUUGAGACUUUUCUCCAAAAACCCUCAAUGUAAUGCAUACUGCUUUAUGCAGAACAGCAUAUUAUGAAAACAGAAUUUGCCAAACUGUAUAAACAAAAUGUCAUUAAGUGAUCACAGUGUUAUUUGAAAUAGGAAAGUCUAUAUGGAGUCGUCUUGUGGUUGGUGGGUAAUGAUGGGCCCUUGCAGACAGAACUUUGAUUCAGAUCAGGUGUUGAGGUGAACAUACAACCUAUAGAGCCCUUAAUAAAAACCACAUGCAGACAGGGCAACUGAGGGAUUUUUUUUUCCCCCUCUCCAUCCACUAUACAUUUCACUUGCUCUUCCUGCAUUUGCUAUUGCAACUGUCUAUUGAGUGACUGUAGUGUUAUUGGGUCACUUUAUUGAAUGUUAUUGGCAGGGAAAAAAAGAGAAGUGGUACUUUGUCCAGUGGAAAUCUUUGUGUAAGAGGUAGGGAACUCAAUGUUCUUGUCUGUUUCCAUCACUCUGGCAGGACCUGAACUCUUUGAACAGUCAGAAUUGGCUAGCCUCAGAAAAAUCAGCUAUUUGUUUUUUAUUCUGUCAGUGCGUGCAACCCUUCAUAAAUGCAUCUUUGCAGGCUUUGUCUUAUUAUUAUGGUUUUGCCAUCUCCUUUUCUGUGGAAAGUUUGGAUUACUGUGCUCUGUAUCAUAUGUCCUGUUUAUUUUCUUUUUAUCCUGUCCUCCAAUUGUUUUGGGAGGUCCAGAUUAUUAUUAUAUUUGUUUUUUAAGCUGGACCCCUGCGGGGUCCCCUGUCUAUUACUUGAACUGUUGUAUCACUCACCACUGAAUGUCUUUAUAAAACAUAUAUACAUUUAUUAAAACACAGGAAAUCCCUUUUAUGGCAUGAGUGGAUUAAGUACUUUAAGACAUGAAACUUGUGUUUUGUUGUAAAGGGAGGGAUUUAUUUUAUGUUCACAGAGCUCAAAUGUGACUGUUUAUUACAGCACACAUCAUAUUUGAAGAGUUUUAGAGUGAUUUACUAGCGAACUUGUUUUAUGUUAGACAAUUCACACCAUGUUCGUACAUGACUUUUAUUGAAGAAUUGUUUGGAAAAAUAUUUGAAUCUGUUUUUCUCUGAUUUUUAUGAGCGUUUUCCCAAGCAUUGAGACCAAAGAUUUAAGUUUGGUUUUUCCUAGUUUUGAAGAGAUGCAUUAUCAUUUUCUCUUGUAUUUCAAUCGCCUUGCUUCCAUGCAAACUUAAAUUUUGUGUCUUAGUUUUUGGGUUGCCAUCACUUGCCCCUCGCUUUGACUAUUAUUGUUCUCAGAUUCACUAUAGUGCACAUGGAUUAGCUGGGGGUGCAUUUUUUGCCAUUCGAAAACAUGACCGUUUGUUUACCGAAAUGAAAUGUAGUUUUGUGAAGCCGCAAAGUGAACAGUUUUGAGUGUUGAUAUAAAGCUGAGGUAUUUUUUUUUUUCCUUCAUUUUUGCACUCAUUUCAAAGAGGUAAAUAGAUUUUGGUGUGCCAUCAUAGUUUUACCUUGUCAUAAUUUGAUUAAGUCACUAAAACACCUCUGAAGUCACCAAAAUCAAGUGUUUCUUUGUCUGUUUUCUUUACAGAAUUGUCUUGCAUUCACAUACUCUUAAUCUAGCUGGAGACACUGUUUUUAUGUUCUGCUUUGUAUAUCCAUAUAAAGCAAAUGGAAAACCCUAUGCCCCACUGAAAUUUAUGGUUUGUUUAUGGCCAUUCUCUGCAGGGCAGAAAUCAGUGGGGUUCGUUGGAUUUCUCUGUUACUACACUCCAGAAAGCAUGCAAUAUUCUGUUUUUCUUUUUCCUUCUGAAGGUUUUCAGGGACAUGAACAAGCAUUGCAUUGGGGAUACGUAUGAGAGAUAUUUACUU
Messenger RNA from Myxocyprinus asiaticus (Chinese sucker), 6413 nucleotides. RefSeq names its product phosphoinositide-3-kinase, regulatory subunit 3b (gamma) (gene pik3r3b). The record is from RefSeq and is a predicted model, not a curated record. Bases 736 to 2940 code for a protein of 734 amino acids. Gene Ontology annotation, biological process: insulin receptor signaling pathway; phosphatidylinositol phosphate biosynthetic process. NCBI's taxonomy places the organism in Eukaryota, Metazoa, Chordata, Actinopteri, Cypriniformes, Catostomidae. The transcript is spliced from 16 exons. Gene Ontology annotation, cellular component: phosphatidylinositol 3-kinase complex. Gene Ontology annotation, molecular function: protein binding; 1-phosphatidylinositol-3-kinase regulator activity.